AUGAGUAACUACGGUCAGGCAUUUGAUGACGAUUGGAUGAAUGUUGAUGCCGCUCCGGCUUCCUAUCAGCCAUUUGUCCCAACAUCGUACAACACGCAAAAUGACUUCGGAUUUGGGUAUAUGCAAACACCGGAGGAAGAAGACUAUAGCAACGAGCCUCCACUCCUAGAGGAAUUGGGAAUUGAUUUCAGUCACAUAUUCAAGAAGAUUCUCGUCGUUUUGAAUCCUCGCAAAUCAAUCGACAACGUCCUCGUAAAUGAUGCAGACCUCAAGGGAAGAAUUCAAUUUGGAUACACGUUCGGUUAUUUCUUCGCCGGAUGCACGCUCAUGUACACUAGCUACAUUCUUUUGAAGCUUCUCAGCGACUCUUCCUCCAACACCAUUUCGCUGACCUCGGUAAUGAGCAUUCUAGGCUAUUCCAUGAUCCCUCUUCUCUUCCUGUGUCUAUUCUCGCUGGUUCUUUCCGUGACCAACAUUCUCGGAUGGGUUGUCUCCGUUCUCUGCAUUCUCUGGUCCUCGUUCUCUGCGUCCCGGUUUAUCGAGCUGCUUCUCGGAAGCACGGACCAGCGAUACAUCAUCAUGUAUCCCUUGGUGCUUCUCUAUGCAGUAUUCGCUCUCAUCACCGUGUUUUGA
Messenger RNA from Blastocystis hominis, 633 nucleotides. RefSeq lists its product as hypothetical. The coding region runs from base 1 to 633 and encodes 210 amino acids. Gene Ontology annotation, cellular component: membrane; trans-Golgi network. Lineage: Eukaryota; Bigyra; Opalinata; Blastocystidae. The record is from RefSeq and is a predicted model, not a curated record. Gene Ontology annotation, biological process: endoplasmic reticulum to Golgi vesicle-mediated transport; vesicle fusion with Golgi apparatus. The transcript has 7 exons.